Messenger RNA from Hordeum vulgare subsp. vulgare (domesticated barley), 1703 nucleotides. Its product is annotated as patatin-like protein 1. Bases 302 to 1528 code for a protein of 408 amino acids. Lineage: Eukaryota; Viridiplantae; Streptophyta; Magnoliopsida; Poales; Poaceae. Gene Ontology annotation, biological process: lipid metabolic process. The transcript has 3 exons. The record is from RefSeq and is a predicted model, not a curated record. Gene Ontology annotation, molecular function: monoacylglycerol lipase activity; glycerophospholipase activity.
GACCCAUACGGCAAUCAGGGACUCCGGCAGUCCCGCCCGGGCAAACGUGACACACGCGCACCACAAUAAAGUAAGUGAGGUAGAAAGAUUCAAUCUUAGCUACUGACGCUAAAUUUCAAGUUUAAAUAGCUCGGUAGCCGGCAGAGGCUGCAGAUCCGAAAGCGCGAGGACACACGAGCGAGCUACACGAGCAGGAGCACGAGCAGUGCUCGCCCGGGAAAUCUUGUUAUUCGAACCAGAGGCCGUUGCUAGCCGGCAGCACUAGCCAAAGCUCGAGCAGUGAGAGGGAGCUAAGCUAACCAUGUGCAGCCAUGGCCAUGCGCCGACGUGCGUCACCUGCCCGCCCCCGUCGCAGGGGCAGCUCAUCACGGUGCUCAGCAUCGACGGCGGCGGCAUCCGCGGCCUCAUCCCCUCCACCAUCCUCGCCUGCCUCGAGUCCAAGCUCCAGGAGCUGGACGGGCCGGACGCGCGCAUCGCGGACUACUUCGACGUGAUCGCCGGGACGAGCACCGGCGCGCUGGUCGCGUCCAUGCUGGCGGCCCCCGGCGAGAACAAGCGGCCGCUCUUCCAGGCCAAGGACAUCAACAAGUUUUACCUCGACAACGGGCCCAAGAUAUUCCCACAGAGGAGCUGGGGAUUCCUGACCCCAAUCGGGAACCUGUUCGGCGCCGUGAACGGUCCCAAGUACGACGGCAAGUUCCUGCACGACAAGAUCAAGAGCCUCACCCACGACGUCACCAUCGCCCAGACCGUCACCAACAUCAUCGUCCCCACCUUCGACAUCAAGUUCCUGCAACCCGUCAUCUUCAACACGUACGAGGCCAGGGUGGACCCGCUCAAGAACGCGCACCUCUCCGACAUCUGCAUCAGCACCUCCGCCGCGCCCACCUACUUCCCCGCGCACUACUUCACCACCCACGACCCCGCCGGGAACCUCUCCGACCGCGAGUACCACCUCAUCGACGGCGGCGUGGCCGCCAACAACCCCACCAUGGCCGCCAUGUCCAUGAUCACCAAGGAGGUGCUGCGCCGCAACCCCGACUUCACGCACGGCAAGCCCGCCGAUUACAACAACUACCUCAUCAUCUCCAUCGGCACCGGGUCCGCCAAGCAGGCCGAGAAGUACACCGCGCCCGAGUGCGCCAAGUGGGGCGUCCUCCGCUGGCUCUACGACGGCGGCUUCACCCCGCUCAUCGACGUCUUCUCCCAUGCUAGCGCCGACAUGGUCGACAUCCACGCCGCCGUCCUAUUUGAGGCCCUCCGCAUUGAGGAGAACUACCUGCGCAUCCAGGACGACUCGCUCACGGGGCAAACGUCCUCGGUGGAUAUCGCCACCAAAGAGAACAUGGAGGCGCUUAUUGGGAUCGGUAAGAAUCUGCUCACCAAGACCGUAUCCCGGGUAAACAUUGACAAUGGGAUGUAUGAGACCGUCGACGGUGCUGGCACCAAUGAAGAGGCGCUCGUCCGCUUCGCCAAGAGGCUCUCCGAGGAGCGCAAGCUGCGCCAAACCAACCUCAACUCCAAGUAGAGAAGAGAAGAGAGACGAAGAAGCACUACCUACAAUGCUUAGGGAUGCAACCAGAUGCGUAAAGGAUUCGUUACUUUAAUAAUUAUGAUUUAUGAUUGUUUUAGUUAUGCUUUCGCGGAUAAACGGAAAUAAAAAUGUAUGUUUUUUUCAUGGUAAUAAAGAUGUAUGUUGUCCA